CACGUGAUUCGUAGCGUUUCCAUGUUGUACUUUGUGCUGUUCGUGAGUGGUUAUUUGAUCUAUACUCAGUUACGAUGCCCCGAAGGUGUUGUAUGCCGAAUUGCAGGGGCAAUUACGAUAAUGGACCUAAAGUCAGUGUAUUUUAUUUUCCAUCUGACGAGAAUUUAAGACGAAAAUGGUUAUCGGCUGUUCACAGACAAGACUGGACACCGAGUAAGCACUCUGUUAUAUGUGAACUGCAUUUCAACAAGGACGACAUUUUAAGCAGUACCAGUAUGUAUGACCCGAAAACUGGUAUACUCUUGACAGCACCGUUGGAUCGUCGACGCUUGAGAAAAGAUGCAAUCCCAUCGAAGUUGCCUGGAUGCCCAUCUUACUUGUCGAGUCAUCAAACUGCAGUACGAGAGGACCCAGAAAUUCGUAGGGGGCGUUUAGAAAAUCGUGCUCUUCAAAUUGCUAUCCAAGAAAGUGUGGACACACAUGCGAAAAUGAUUGAUGCGAUAUCGUUCGAUAGUUUAGAACAAAUGAAAACAAAGUUGAGUGAAUGUGAAAAGCACAGUGACUGGGUAGUGAUAAACAAAUCUGACAGUGUGAGACUAGUGUUACUAAAGCAUAAUCCUUACCCAAGAAUUUUUUGCCACGUAGUUAUAAGCAGUGGUUUAUUACUCAGUGUCUUCAAUAAUGAUAUUGAAGUGAAAUGUAUUGGAAACAUGAAAUUUCCCAUGAAAGUAAACAACAUACAGGUGGUAAGUGAUGUUCUUAAGAACAUUUAUCUUCUGUAUAAUAGUUCUGAGGCUCCUGUAGAUAACAUUUUGUCUUUAAUUGACCAGUUAUUGCAAAAUUUAUUAGAAAAGUUGCCAGGAAACGAAACUAAAAUUACAUUUUUGAAGGAACAGAUUUCAUUUUUGAAGUGCAGAAGUUCAACUCAAUUUAGGUAUGAUACUAACUCUAUGAUAAUGUGGUCAUUAGUACAUUCUAUAAGCCCACAUGCUUACAAAUUUUUGAGGAACACUGACAGUUUUUCUAUGCCUAGUCCUAACACCCUUUCAAGGCUUUGUAGUAAACUCUCAACAAAUCCUGUCAUUGAGCAACAGGGUCAUCAGUUUAUGAGCUACAUCACAAAUAAAGUAGGUACUUUAUCCUCAGAUGAUAAAACUGUGCUCCUGUUGAUGGAUGAAAUUCAUCUGAAGUCUCAGCUUGAUUACAAAGCUGGAAAUGUUGUAGGAUGUGCCUUUAACACUGAAAAAUUUUUGUGUGCAACCAGCGCCUAUGUUUUUAUGGUUCAGAGCAUGGAAUCACCUUACAAGGAUGUGGUAUCUAUUCUGCCAGUUCAUACUAUUCAGGGUGAUGUUCUGUUCUCUUACAUUAAAGCAGUCAUUGUUAAAUUACAAGCAGUUGGAUUUGAGGUGGUUGGUAUAGUAGCAGACAAUAAUGCAAUUAAUAAGAAAGCAAUGUCUAAGUUUCAGAUAGAUUAUAUAAUGGGAUUAAAAGAAACAUCAAUACCAGAAUUUUUAAAUGUAGCAGUAGAUGAAAAUGAUGUUGAUGGAAUAGAUGAGAAUACUUGGCCACUGUUGCAUUACAUAGCAGGUUACUGCUCACACCAAGCUAUUAAAAAAAACCAUUGUGAAUAUUGUAAGGUAUUCCUUACUACAGAUGAAAUGAAGCAGGGUGGUGAUGAUUUGAUUAUGAUACCUGCGACUGAAAACGACUGGAGUGAAACAGCAUGUUUAUUCUCACAGAUUCUUCAGUUCCCCCAUUGUGUCGGAGCAAUUGACAGGAAACAUAUCGAGCUACAGUGCCCUGUUGGUAGUGGAAGUGAAUAUUAUAAUUAUAAAGGUUCAUUCAGCAUUGUGCUGCUUGCUGUCGUCGAUGCCAGCUACAACUUUUUGUACGCAGAUAUCGGCUGCCAAGGCAGAAUAUCAGAUGGUGUUGGAGGAAUAAAAUUAAGCUCUGAACCAGUAUCAUUCCAGAACAGAGAUUGGGAUAACUUCUGUCUAGUGAGCACACUUACAGAACAGGGAUCAGUAAUUGUGGCAUUUGAGCUGUACUGUGGACGCUGUAACCGAGAUCGACGAGCAUGUGCGUCUACUGGCACUCGUCAGUCAAGUCUGGAUAAGAGCAGAGCUUAG
Messenger RNA from Schistocerca cancellata (South American locust), 2129 nucleotides. RefSeq lists its product as uncharacterized. The transcript is spliced from 6 exons. The coding region runs from base 75 to 2129 and encodes 684 amino acids. The record is from RefSeq and is a predicted model, not a curated record. Lineage: Eukaryota; Metazoa; Arthropoda; Insecta; Orthoptera; Acrididae.